GAUUCUCUCUCCUUUCCUCUUCUUCCAUUCAAGAAAGAAACCGAAGAGAGAGAAAAAUCAGCCGCCAUUAUUCUCUCACUACCCACUUUCUUUUUCUCUCUCCCACUACCAGUAAAAAAGAUAAGAAAUUUACUACAAGAGAGACAAAGAUCUCUCCUUUACUUAAAUAAACCCACUAAUCUUGCCUCUGAUUCUCGAUUCCUUUCUUCUCCAUCUGUAAUUCUCUAUAAGAUUCAUAGUUAGUUUAGAUAUAGAGAGAGAACAAAUCUUCAAGAAUUGCAGAAAAUGGGAAUUCACUCUGUUUUCCUCCUCCUCCUCUUUCUAACACUUUCUUCAUCUUCUUCACCUGUAACGGGUCAAACCCGACAACCCAUCAAAACCAUUGUCAUUCUAGUUCUAGAAAACAGAUCUUUCGACCACAUGAUUGGCUGGAUGAAGAAAUCAAUAAACCCAUCAAUCAACGGCGUUACGGGUCGAGAAUGCAACCCGGUUUCAACUAAAUUACACCAAUCCAAAUCUAUCUGUUUCACAGACGAUGCAGAAUACGUGGAUCCGGAUCCAGGUCAUGCCUUUGAAAACGUUCAACAACAGGUAUUCGGAUCCAAUAACUUCCCUUCAAUGUCUGGUUUCGUUGAACAAGCCUUAUCAAUUUCAACUAACCUAUCUCAAACCGUUAUGAAAGGAUUUAAACCCGAUUCAUUACCCGUUUACUCAAAUCUAGUAAAAGAAUUCGCUGUUUUCGAUAGAUGGUUUUCAUCAAUUCCGGGUCCAACACAACCCAAUAGAUUAUUCGUUUACUCUGCAACUUCAUUCGGAUCUACAAGCCAUGUCAAGAAACAACUUUUAACAGGUUAUCCUCAACAAACCAUUUUCGAUUCACUUCAUGAAAAUGGACAUGAUUUUGGAAUCUAUUUUCAAAACAUACCCACUACGUUAUUCUAUAGAAAUCUUAGGAAAUUGAAAUACAUUUUCAAAUUCCAUUCUUAUGGUCUUAAAUUCAAGAAAGAUGCACGUGAAGGUAAACUACCAAACCUCACUGUAAUCGAACCUAGAUACUUCGAUGUAAAGGGUUUUCCGGCAAACGAUGAUCACCCAUCACAUGAUGUCGCUAACGGUCAAAAACUUGUUAAGGAAAUCUACGAGACAUUGAGAGCAAGUCCUCAAUGGAAUGAAACAUUAUUUGUUAUCACUUACGAUGAACAUGGUGGGUUUUAUGAUCAUGUUCAAACCCCGUUCGAGAAUGUUCCUAACCCAGAUGGGAAUACAGGACCGGCUCCUUAUUUCUUCAAAUUCGAUCGUGUCGGUGUUCGUAUUCCGACCAUCAUGGUCUCUCCUUGGAUCAAGAAAGGAACUGUAAUCGGUAGACCAAAAGGACCAAAUCCAAAUUCAGAAUACGAACAUUCAUCAAUCCCAGCAACAAUCAAGAAAAUGUUCAAUCUUUCAUCAAAUUUCUUAACCCAUCGAGAUGCUUGGGCAGGGACGUUUGAACAUGUCGUCGGGGAACUAACUUCUCCAAGAACCGAUUGUCCAGAGACACUUGCGGAAGUGGUACCUCUGAGAAGAACAGAACCAGAUGAGAAGAGGGGAUUGUCGGAAUUUCAAAGUGAGGUGGUUGAAUUGGCGGCAGUUUUGAAUGGAGAUCAUUUUUUGAGCAGUUUUUCACAAGAAACGGAGAAGAUGAAGAUGAGUGUAAAGGAAGCAGAUGAAUAUACAAGAGGGGCUGUUUCAAGAUUUAUAAGAGCUAGUAAAGAAGCUAUUAAAAUGGGUGCUCAUGAUUCCGCCAUUGUUGAUAUGAGAUCUUCACUUACUACUAGAUCUAAACCAAACAACUAAAUUUGAACACACGAAACUAUUAAUGUAAAAAUGUCAUCUUUUGUUUUUGGUCGGGUGUUUGUAAUGUUUUCA
Molecule: messenger RNA, 1905 nt
Organism: Impatiens glandulifera
Lineage: Eukaryota; Viridiplantae; Streptophyta; Magnoliopsida; Ericales; Balsaminaceae
Product: non-specific phospholipase C6
Exons: 3
Coding region: 286-1833 (515 amino acids)
Biological process (GO): phospholipid catabolic process
Molecular function (GO): hydrolase activity, acting on ester bonds
Source: RefSeq, a predicted model, not a curated record